Maylandia zebra (zebra mbuna) is the source of this 2643-nucleotide messenger RNA. It is a transcript of the gene naif1, whose product is annotated as nuclear apoptosis inducing factor 1. Lineage: Eukaryota; Metazoa; Chordata; Actinopteri; Cichliformes; Cichlidae. Gene Ontology annotation, cellular component: nucleus. The record is from RefSeq and is a predicted model, not a curated record.
ACAGCUGCCCUUCUUUUAACAAAGAAGAGAUUAAAAAAUGUGAGUUUCACCUACAACAAUCAGAAGGAAAGAAGGAUCCUCUUCCAGAGGGGAGAAAAACCAUCAUCGAGAAAACGUAACUCUGACCGACCACAAGCAAGACACUUGCCUUUCACUAUUAAAUCCCUCAUUCAAGACACUGAAAAUUAUUCACGGUGUCAUGGUGUCUUGGAAAUUUGUAAAUAAUGAGAGGUUACAAUAAUUAUAAUAUUGAUUAUUAGUAGUAUUCAGUUUAAAGACGUCUUUAGAAUUGUUACCUUUUAGCAGCAGUAUUAAAACCAUGCUGUUGAUGAAGCAGUCAUAUCCCAGCUGACAUGUUCUUCUUACGUUUUCUUUUUUACGCUUUAAACGUUGUUUUCACUCAAGUGUAACUUGGAAAAAAGCGAGAUAACGGUAACAUUUCUUUUUUUUAACUUCGUCUUUUUGUUUGGCUUGUUGAGUUGAUUGGCUUUUGUUUGGUCCAAUAGUAAGAGAGAAUGUCGCAUUACCGCGAGAUCCUCAACCAAUGGAAGAGUCGGUGGGCGGGGCUACGUCCUCCAUCUAACGUAAGCGUCGUUAGUAGGAAGAAGAAGCCGAUUCUGGAAGCCAUUACGUUGCGCACAUUACCGGAGUAAAUCCUACUAUUUUUGCGUACAAUACGCACAAUUACCUGCCGUAAAGACGCUUUUCUGCACUUAUGGCAUCGGUGGCCAAAAAGAGAAAAAUGAAUUUCUCGGAGAGGGAGGUGGAAAUUAUAGUGGAAGAAAUAGAGAAACAAAAGCACACACUGGUUAACCACUUCAAUGCCGGAGUCACACACAUGGCUAAGAAUAACGCGUGGAUGGACAUCCUGAAAAAGGUGAACCAGGUCACCACCUGUCCGCGCGAGCUGCCCGAGGUGAAGAAGAAGUGGUCCGACAUGAAGACAGAGGUCCGGCGGAAGGUGGCCCAAGCGCGGGCUGCCAUCGAGGGGACGUCCGCGGACUGCACUCCAGUUCCCGUCAUCCUCACCGCCAUGCAGCAGAGGAUCUGUAACCUGCUGGGAGAGGCCACCAUCAUCAGCCUACCUGCCGGAGACUCGGAUGCGGAGAUCACCUUACCUGUGACCGUCAACGCCGCCGCAACCGUCACUCUGACGGAGGCUCUUCCAGCCGGUGCCGGGACAAUCUGUGAUGACUCAAAGCUGAAUGCUGAGACGACGUACCACACUCUGGAGGAUGGCGGCGUGGUGGAGUACUGCACCACCACUGAGGGCGACUCUGCCCCGACUGUGGUGGCCGCGGUCGAGGCUCCCAUGGAGAUGCUGGCCUCGUCUUCCGUUUCCCCACCGCCACCUCAGAGUCAUGCCAAACCGCAGGAGCUGAAGAGCCGCAUUGCUCUGAACUCCGCCCGCCUGCUGCAGGAGCAGCGAGUCACCAACGUGCACAUCCGCCAGAUCGCCCAGCACCUGGAGGGCCAGAACGAGCUGCUGCAGAUGAUGCGGCGCUCCCAGGAGGCGCAGGCCUUUGCCCAGGAGAGGCAAGCUCAGGCACUGGAGGGCACGCAGGCCGCCCUGCUCGCGUUGGUGCAGAUGCUCCGACCGGCUCUCAAAGACCUGAGGAAGUUUCUGCAGAGCGGGUCUGAGGCUGCGAACGCCAGCAGCUCUGUGGCGACACCGGCAACUGGAGCAACCAUUGAUGGAGCGGCAACAGAGGAGCAGAGCAGGCCCAAAACACCUCCGCCUCCUCCUACACAACAGGCUGAGGAGGUGCAAUAGACUCUGUGCGUGGUUGUGUGUGUGUGUGUGUUAGUGUGUGUACGUGUGUGAACCAUGAUUACACUUAUGCCUUAUGAAGAACAUGUACAGAACCAAUGGAGAACUGUUAUUUUUAUUUUUUGCCACGACUUCAUGUUAUUUAAUACCCUGAAUCUGGUUUUCUGAUCUUUUUUUAUGCAAAUAUUUCAUCAGCCUGAUGGAAAAUUAACGGGUUGGUUUUUUUAGACCGUGGUGAGCCAGGUUUGUGUGUGAGCUGCACUUUAACCAGCAUGUGUUCAGACCGGAAUAAAGUGAAAAAGAGGCCAAACUCUUUAUUUCCUGUCACAUCUCUCCUGUCUCAGGGGCAGAUGUUCAUGUUAAACAUGGUAAAAGACGUCAGUGAGUGAACGAAUGAUCCCCAUGAGUCAAAAGUUUUAAACACUUAGUUUCACACAGUUUUUUCUACUCUUGGAUCUGUAUCAUGUCAUAGAGAGCAGGCUUUCUAUAAAAUACUUGAAACACAUCCAAAGUUCCACUCUUCUCUUGGUAUCGUCUUCUUGUGCAUCUCUAAAUUGUUUUCGGAGCUUCCAUCCGCUGUGAUGCUGUUAUGUUCCUCCCGUACUCUGCUCUGCAGUGUGUGAUGGAUCUUUUCCAGUGUAUCCAAAUGUUUCAGGGAGGCGAUUGUGAUGGCGUGCACCACCGUUCAUUUCCUCUGAUUGUUCACUAUCAGAUGCCUCAGAGGACUUCACAGCAGACCUCAGCAAUGAUGAUCUCACCCUGGGGAUGAUUUCAUGGUGCAAAACUUGUUGAAUGUUCAAUAAAAUGACGUGCUCUUGAAGGCGUGCCUUCAGGCUGGAAAACUUGAUUCUGGGUGUAUGAUUCGAUAUAUA